AUGGCUGGCGUCCGGGGUAUGGCUUUUACGACGAGCGGGCUGCCCUCCUCGGCGAACAAAGAGAAGGGCGGCUUCUGCUGGCAGGACGCGGCCGAGGCGGGGUCGACGGAUUUCUUUGAUCAGUACGUCGAGCUCGGCGACUCCGACGCGGAAUCUGCCUCUGGAGGGGGUGGCGGCUUCGGCCAGUUCGGCGUUUCUGGUCUCUCCGACUCGCCACACCUGUCAUUUGGCCAGAUGCUCCCACCCACCGGUGGAGGACAUCAGGGACCUGGGACUCAGGGACAUGUGUCGGCAGUCAAUAUCAACCACGGCAGCAGCAGCAGCAACAGCAACAGCAACAACGCGGCUAGCUCGAGCUCAGCAGCGAGAAUCUACCGGCCACGGCCGCAGUUGCACCCUCUCUAUCGAGCCUCAACAAACAUGACGGCCUUUAGCAACCCAGAGACCGAAGCCGACGGGAUGUCCUACGGCAGCUUCGGCGAGGCCCCCGGGGGCGGUUCCAUCUCGGACUCGGAGCUUCUGAAGCUCGAGGGCUUGAGGAUGGGGUCACCGCGCAUCCAAAUCCCCCAGUUUUCUGCGUCCGAGCCCGCGUCGCCCCCUUCCAAGGCGACCAGCCCCCGCAAAGCUAGCCGUCUGGGGAACUUGUGCACCAAGAUUCGCAACAAGGCGGCGACGCUACAGGGCAAGAAGGUGGAGGUCAAGUCGGAACCGGAACCGUUGACCUCGCCCUCGGUCCCGGUCAUGUCGACUGCGCAGUUGGAACCGGCGAAGUCGUCUGGUUGGCAGCGGCCAGAGAACUUGCAAGUUUCCAAGUCCCAACUGCCGUCGCCGCCACUCACCAGCGGCAUGCCCAACGAGGCGCAACGGUCUGUCGCCGGCAGGGAGGCCAGUUUUGUCAACGGCUUUCUUGAUGAUCCCUUCAACCACGAUUUGCUCAACGGCCAGUUCAUACCCCCGCUCCAGCUCAACGGCACCACCAUGCCCCAAACGCCCAUGUCGACGCCGCUCAUGAAUGGCUGGCAGCUACCCAUGACGACCACAGACGGCAAGACGCUUUGGACGGCGCCGGCCACGUACUUUGGCAAUGGAGACGCCAACACCUGGUGGGAUCCGUCGCCGGACGCAAUGGACACCGACCCGCUCCCCCUGUCAUACCACGCCGCCGCCGCCAAUGCUCGUAAUACCUCCCUCAAUCUCGCCAUCCAGCUGCAGCACCAGCAGAGCUUCGAGUACCCCGCCCCGCCGGGCACCGAAGACACCACCACGGCCACUUUCAACCCCAACGGCCUGAUGCUGCACAUGCCCCAGCCGCGGGGCAUCCCGUCGACAGUCCCGCACAGCGACAACCACCGCCCUACCCGGGCCGACCACCACCGCCGGCCCAAGCCUCGUGCCCCGUCGUCGGGUGCCCGUCACCACCAGUACGGCCCGGGCAUGUCCCCGCGCAAGGGGCGCACAGUCAGCGGCGGCGGCGGCAACGGGAGCACCAGCACAAGCCGCAUUGCGUCGGUGUCGCCAUCACCCAAGAUCCCCGCAGCGGCAGCCGGGCCCGCGCCGGGACCCAACGGCAACGGCCGCCUGCACCGGCGCAGCGCGUCCAUGCAGACUCUAGGCCAGGCGGCCGGCGGCGACCCGAGCACGGCGAUCCGCAAGCGCAAGAGCUGGACGGGGCGGCGCACGUCGUCGUCGUCGUCCUCGCUGCACCACCAGUACCAUACCCUGGCCGUGGCGGCCGCCGCUGAUCCAUCUGCCUCGCCCGCGCGUCGCCGUACUAGUGGCAAUAACAACAACACCUCGCCCUCGUCAAGGCCCGUCUCCCUCACCUCCACCUCCUUCCCCGCGUCCCAUCCCCACGCGCACCCUCACCCUCACAACCAUCCCCAUCCUCAUCCCCACCCCCAUAACCCCAUCCACCCCCAACCACACCCUUAUCCCACCCACAACCACACCCCCGGCAGCCCCCCCCCAGCAACCACCACCACCACCACCACCACCAAAACCCCCUCCUCCACUCCGCAAAACACAGACGGCGGUUUCGUAAACUACACCCCGCAAGACCGCACCCUGCUCAUGACGGGCGUGGCGCCCUCGGGCAGCUCCAAGACCAAAGCACGCAGAGAGCGCGAGGAGGCGGAGCGGCAGCGGGAGUUCCAGGCGCGGCUGGCGCGGAUGGUGCAAGCCGCGGGGGGGGACGUGUCCAAGUUGGGGAUGGGUGGCGGCAUGGGCGUGGGUGGUGUUAAUGGGGUGGGGGGUCUCAAGUAG
Messenger RNA from Chaetomium fimeti, 2262 nucleotides. RefSeq lists its product as uncharacterized. The record is from RefSeq and is a predicted model, not a curated record. NCBI's taxonomy places the organism in Eukaryota, Fungi, Ascomycota, Sordariomycetes, Sordariales, Chaetomiaceae. The coding region runs from base 1 to 2262 and encodes 753 amino acids. The transcript is spliced from 2 exons.